This is a messenger RNA of Zea mays, 1431 nucleotides long. RefSeq lists its product as uncharacterized. The transcript has 2 exons. Bases 30 to 338 code for a protein of 102 amino acids. NCBI's taxonomy places the organism in Eukaryota, Viridiplantae, Streptophyta, Magnoliopsida, Poales, Poaceae. The record is from RefSeq and is marked predicted.
CUAGGACCAGGAGGGCGCGCCGUGCAGCCAUGGCGAAGAACCGGAACAAGAAGAACAGGGCCAAGAGCGGCGGCCUCGCCACCAUGGACACCUCUGAGGGCGGCCCCGCCACAUCCACUGCCGCAGACGUCCCACAACCAAUGGAUACGUCCGAGGGAAAGCAGCCAUCGUCACCACCGCGGCGCUCGGUUCGAUCAACAAGUAAGCUAAAAGUACUGCACUGCAGCAAUUGCUAUUAUUUUUAUAUUUAUAUAUGUGUGCACAGAGGCUCGUUUCGUCAAUUAUUAUGUCGGCCCUUCAGUAAUGUGCCUUCUUAUUGUGACAUUGCUUUUCGUUGAACACUGGAACCCAAUCCAGCAGUAAUAAUAUAUCAUUGUGGGUUGAUAUGCUCGACACGCCGUAUAGUGCACAAUAAAGUGUAUGGUUAACAACUAUACUUUCUUAGACUUUAGAGCAGCUCUGCAUAGUGCAUUGAUGAGUGGAUGCCAAUAUUGAUCAACUUAAUAAAUAAAUAAAACAAGAUAGAGUAGCUUGCUCGAUUCUUGAUUCAUCAGUAGCCUGUUUGGGAUCAUCAGAGAGUAUUAGCUAUCAUCAGUAGCCUCCAUUUUUUCUGCACGUGCUAGUGGUCAAUUCUCUUUACUAAUAUUGAACUUGGAAUCGAACAAGCUCAUGCCGGUCGGCCGACCACACUGGUAGGGAACGAAAACAGAGUUGUUUAUUCUAUCCAUUGAUUGCAUGGCAUGCUGGGGACGGAGUUAGGGGCUCUUGCAUUUUUAUUUGGAAGCUAGUAGCUCCCAUUCGAGUUUGUCCUAGAUACUAGUGUUAGCAUGCAUGUCUUAAUGAUCAACAGGGUACGUGUACGCGUACGUGGUGCUGUAUACCAGGCACCAUGCAUGAUUACAUUCACUACGUAUGAUUGUACAAUGUACACUUGCCCUCCGAGUAUAAAUACAAAAAAAGAAACUUCAGUGGUCGACUGUGUAUGCAUGCAGGCUGGAUGCGAAUCCGCAUCUCUAUUCAGUCCUAUUUUUUGUCAUCCUUUACAUGAAAUAUUUUGUGAUUUACUUUCAUCUGCAGUAUCACCAAACUUUUUGCAAUUUAAUACUUUUAUUAAACUUUCAGUUUGAAUUUUCUGUUAGGAGUUUAUAGACCUGUUGAUAUAGUAAUUGACAAAUUAUCAAAAUAUGUUGUAGGGAAGGUGCUGGAAGCAAGGAUCAGAGUGCUAGCUGUUGGCGUAACAUCACCCAGCUGAUGGAGAGAUUUUAGUUUGCUAGCUAGAUGAAUCUUUAGACUUUGCAUGUAAUAGAACUAAAAGAUCACUUCAGAAUUCAGAAAACAUGUAUGCUAUUAUUUUUAUAUGUUCAUCACACAAAUUGUGUUCCAAAACAAUAUAUGUUGGAAUUCAAAGUCAAAGAUUGAUCUCUUUCUUUU